Molecule: messenger RNA, 2181 nt
Organism: Gambusia affinis (western mosquitofish)
Lineage: Eukaryota; Metazoa; Chordata; Actinopteri; Cyprinodontiformes; Poeciliidae
Product: gastrula zinc finger protein XlCGF57.1-like
Exons: 2
Coding region: 135-1379 (414 amino acids)
Biological process (GO): regulation of transcription by RNA polymerase II
Molecular function (GO): DNA-binding transcription factor activity, RNA polymerase II-specific; RNA polymerase II cis-regulatory region sequence-specific DNA binding
Source: RefSeq, a predicted model, not a curated record
AGCGUUUCGUGCAGGGAGCAGGCCAGGUGUGUGAGAGACAAAACCAGGAUUUGAACUCCAGUUUGGGUCAGAAGACACCAGAUACUCCAGAGACCAACAAUGAAGAGGAUGAAUCUGAACCUCAGCAGUUAAAAAUGGCGGACAGCAGGGUCUGCCUCAUGAACAGUUUGACUCUUCAAUUGAGUUCUCACCAAGGCCAGAAGAAUUUAGUAUGUCAGGUCUGUGGAAAGACUUUUCUCUACAAAUGUAAACUGAAUUACCACAUGAGAACUCACACGGGUGAAAAGCUGGUCUCUUGUCAGACUUGUGGAAAAACGUUUCUCUGGCAAAGUAAACUGAAAGAACACAUGAGAAGUCACACAGGGGAAAAGCCUUUCUCAUGUCAGACCUGUGGGAAAGCUUUUACCGAGAAAAGCAAAUUGAGGCAGCACAUGAGAACUCACACUGGUGAGGGGUUCUCAUGUGAGACCUGUGGAAAAACCUUCAUGUGGCAUAGUCAGCUGCUAGGCCACGUCAGAACGCACACAGGAGAAAAGCCUUUCUCAUGCGAGUUCUGUGGAAGAGCUUUCACUGUGGAAAGUAAAUGGAAAUACCACAUGAAAGCUCACACAGGUGAGACUUUCUCUUGUGUGACCUGUGGAAAAACUUUCACCUUGCAAUGUGCUUUGAAGGACCACAUGAAAACGCACACAGGUGAGAAGCCUUUUUCAUGUGAGACGUGUGGGAAAGCUUAUAUCAGGCAGAGCACUUUGAGGGACCACAUAAGAACUCACACUGGGGAGAAACCUUUUUUGUGUCAGACUUGUGGAAAAGCUUUCAACCGGCAAAGUAGCUUGAGUCUGCACAUAAACUUGCACACAGGUGAGAAGCCUUUCUCAUGUCAGAUCUGUGAAAGAAAAUUCAGUUUGAAAAGUCAAUUGAUUCUUCACAUGAGAAUUCACUCUGGUGAGAAACCUUAUUCAUGCCAGAUAUGUGGAAAAAAAUUUAGUGUUAAAGCUCGGUUGACAGUUCACAUGAGAAUUCACACAGGUGAGAAACCUUUCUCAUGCCAGAUGUGUGGAAAGACUUUUACCCACCAGAAUUCUUUGAAUUUUCACAUGACUUCUCACACAGGCGAAAAGCCUUACUCAUGUCAGACGUGCGGAAAGGUUUUCAACAUGCAAAAUGGUUUGACUCGUCACCUGAGAAUUCACACGGGCGAAAAGCAUAUUUCAUGUCAAACCUGUGAAAAAGCCUUCAACCAACAAAGUCAUCUGACGUAUCAUAUGAGGUCUCACACCGGUGAGAAACCAUUCUCAUGUCAAACCUGUUCAAAAAAGUUCAGCAGAAAAGAUCUGUUGAAUGUUCACAUGAGAACUCACACAGGCAAGAAACGUUAAACGUCUGUCUUGUUCCUUUCUCAGACAUCGGCCCAUUUGAGAAUAAGCAAACAUGCAGUAGAUCUACUUUUAGGUAGAUGGUGACUGGGAUGAACUUUUCCUUCACAAUAUGAUUGGAGUUACUGUGGUAAUAGAUGUUGCUAAUAUCAUUUAGUGAUAUCAUUUUGUAAGCACUCUUGUUUGGUACAUUGAACCAUUCCUCCUGCUGGGUUGUCAAAAGAAUCAGUUGUAUGACACAAAGGCAGCUGUUUCCAUCCAUCCCUCCCCAAUAAGCUGCUGGGGAGGGAGGAGCAGCUUUCCCAACAGGGAAACAACGUCCAGAAGAAAAGUCAUUAAAGCUCCUUUAUUUGCAAUUAGUUGAUGGUCCCUGAUUGAUAUGGUGAGUCAGUCACAUUUGAUUUUGUGAUAUUUGCCAUCAAAAAUCGUUAAUUUCCUUGUAAAUAUUUCUAAUGUACCACCAUAAAAAUGAUAAAAUCCUGAAGAGUCUGUACUUAAUAAAUUCAGACAGAAAUGAAACAGGGCUGCAUGUUUACACCAAAAAUACGUUUUGAAUGCUCAUGAUUCAUGUUUGUUUUGAAAAUUAAUUUGUUUAGUGAAGAAUGAGUCUUUAUUCAUCCCCCAGUGGUAAAAAUGUAUUUAUAUCAACAAUAAAUGUAAAAAGAAAAAGUCAAUAUAUGCUAUUAUAAAAUAAAAUAAUUGCAUAACUGAAUCAAAGGUAAACACUUUCAUAAAGAUGAUUAACUUUCAUACUUGCUACUUUACCAGAGGGGAGAUUUUUAAAUCAGAUAUUUUUAUAAAUAAG